CAAUUCUCACUCUUUUUUUUUUCUUCGUUUUGUUGAUUUUUGUUUAUUGUCAACAAUGUCGUCGUCCACUGCACAAGUCGCAGCUCCCGCUUGGGCGCAGCUUCCGAAUCUCGCCAGCGACAAGGUCGAUACGAAAAUCCUGUUCACGACUGACGACUUUUUCGCCGUCGCCGAGUGCAUGCUCAGCAGCAAGGACCCCGUCUUCAUUCCCGACGCGUUCACCGAGUUUGGCAAGCUGAUGGACGGCUGGGAAACGCGCCGCAAGCGCACGCUCGGCCACGACUGGUGCAUCAUGCAGCUCGGCUUGUCUGGCAUUGUUAAGGGCAUUGCGGUCGACACGGCCUUCUUCACGGGCAACCAAGUUCCUCGCAUCUCGGUCCAAGCAGCUCGUCUUGAUACAGCUCCCACGCUAGUGCGCCGCAGCCAGGGCGGUACGGCCGCAACGACGGAAGAAAUCGAGGCUGCCGAACGUCUUGGGAGCGUCGACUGGACGGAAAUUCUUCCGCGCCGUGUCCUCCAGCCCGGCUAUCCCGAGACCCGUCAGCACUACUUUGACGUGUCCUCCAACGAGCGAUGGACUCACUUGAGGAUCAACCUCUACCCUGACGGUGGUAUUGCUCGUCUGCGAGUCCAUGGCCUUGUUGUGCGCGACUGGAGUCAAGUUUCAACCACCGACGUGCAGGACUUGGUUGCUGUUGAAAACGGAGGACGCGCGCUCUACCAUAGCAACUCGCACUAUGGCCGCUCCAGCAACCUCAUCAACCCUGGCCGCGCAGCCGAUAUGGGCGACGGAUGGGAAACUGCGCGCCGUCCCGAUCGGCCCGCAAUCUACACGAUGGGCCACGACGGUCACGUUGUCAUGCCUGGCAGCGAUUUUGCGGUGCUCAAACUUGGCCAUGUCGGCGUGGUUGACUCGCUCGAAAUUGACACGAAUCACUUCAAGGGCAACUUCCCUGAAAGCUGCUUUGUGGAGGCGUGCCUCAUGACUGACAGCUCCAGCGGUGAGGACGCUGGCGACGCGCUUGUGAUUGGCGACUGCGAACGCAAAAACGAGUUCCAGCGCACUGGCACGCUGGCCGCCAACGCACCCGCCAUGUCCGUCGAGUGGAAGACCUUGCUGCCGCGCACAAAGUUGCGUGCUCACGAGCAGCGCGUGUUUACUGUGGCCGACAACACGCUCGUCAACCCUGGCGCCAUUUCCCACAUUCGCCUCAACAUUUAUCCUGACGGCGGUGUGAGCCGCGUUCGUGCACUGGGUCGCAUCCGCAAGUAACAACGCGACCAUGUGUGCUGUUGGCUUUAUUUUUUGUUGUGUUUUCGAUUUUCGAUUCCCCCUUUUGUUUUGCUUUGGAAGAAACCAAAGAACGCGAGGAGUAAAAUUCCGAAAUUGCUAACAAGAAUCGAGCACCUUUCAAACCA
Molecule: messenger RNA, 1419 nt
Organism: Capsaspora owczarzaki ATCC 30864
Lineage: Eukaryota; Filasterea; Ministeriida; Capsasporidae
Product: allantoicase
Exons: 7
Coding region: 56-1273 (405 amino acids)
Biological process (GO): allantoin catabolic process
Molecular function (GO): allantoicase activity
Source: RefSeq, a predicted model, not a curated record